AUGAAAUCGAAAUCGGCGAGAAUUAUGGUCGAGCCGAUCCCUGCACCUGCUCCCUCCUCUCUACGCUAUCGCGGUGCUGGCGGUCCGUCGCAGUAUCUCAGCAGCCUACAACAGAGCGAAGAGUAUGAAGAGGCAUUGGAGAAGGAGCUUGAGAAGGACCAAUUGCUCGAGGUUUAUUACGAGGGUGGCGGUUGCUGUAAUGGCCGUUUGAAGAUUCGCCGAAUCGGAGGGUGCCGCUGCCUCAGCUACAACGUUGUGUUGUGGUUGUUGUUAAUCUUAUGCGUCGUUUUUAUCUAGAUCUAACUACAUUGUUCCCCAGUAGGUACUAAACCAUCCUUCUUGACUUAUAAUUAUUUCCCAAUUUACUAUUAUUUCCCAACUAAUUUACAUCGGAAACAAGAAGAACAAAGCUACAGGAAGAUGAUCGUCUUCUUAGCAGGAAUGAACUUAUUCAAUCUAGACUCUUCCAUCCUUCUUCUUAUUAAUUUUUCCGCAAUCUUUCUUUCGCCCAAACAAUAAUUAAAUUUAUGUGGUCUCUAAUGAGGAUGGUGCUCUGUUGUGUCGAGUUUUUGUACUGGAAAUACUUCGUCUACGAUCCUCGCUACAAAGUCGAUACGGAGACGCGCGUCGUGAUCAUCUCGUCAGCUGGUGGCAGCGGACACCUUGUCGCAGAAAAGGAGAUCAUCAAGAAGAUGAAGAUUAUGUUCCGUGUAGCACAGAAUUCAUCAUAUCUUUGAAAGUCUUCAUCUGGAAGAAAACUGGUGUCAAUAAGUUCGCCAAAUAAGUUAUUCGAGUUGUAGAUGAAGGACUACUUCUAUAGGUAUUUUUUGUAUGGGUAUUUUCCUCGGUAGUGCUACAUGAUCUCCAAAGUCAUCCGGAGAACUGGUGUCAAUAAGUCCCAGACAAAAGAACCAAGAGGGUGCUGGAAAAUCCAAAGUAACAAGACAAGGGAAUAAAAAACUACGCGCUCAGAUGAAGAUGAUCCCUCUUCAGAAGAUGAAUCUGCUUUGAUUUAUAGUAGUACCUCUAAGAAGAGCGCUGCCGGUUGGGUUCCGUUUGCAAAAGCAACGCCUGGCCAACUCGAACGUCUCCGCAAUAUGCCAGACAAGAGUUUUCAAUCGCUAUACGUUAAGGGUUAACCAAUUACAUCCCCCACAACCAUUCCUCACUCUUUUUCCAGUAGGAAAGAGGUGAGGGAUGUUCUGAAGAAUGUAAUGCUGCAACCUUUAGAUACGUCGUGCCCAAAGCAUGCGAAACUUACGACCCAAAACAUAAGGUAUGGAUGCCGGAAGGCUGCUAUAAGAGGAGCUGGAUUCAGAUCAAUGACUUAAUUUCAGGCGUGCUGGAGAUGAUGUUUGACAAGGUGUUGACCGACUUUGGACGUCAAGGCACUGAACAAUGGGACGAGGCACAGAAAACGGGCGACUACGAUUUCUUAUUUCAGGCCAUCCAGUUGAAAGACACAGUUGCCGAGAUGCUAUUUUCAUGGGGCUUCCGCGAAAACACAAAGGCGUACUUAGUUAAUUAUGAUCUUAUAAGCUUGUUCUACUUGUUUACGAGACGAAGAAACUGGUUACUUUUCCCUCGUCUUUUUAGGCUACUUAGUCCCUUCAUCAAAGAGUAUUAUACCUGAUAUGUCGCACUCGAAGGAGAACUUCCAUGCCUUCCCCCUAGUAAACGCAGUUGGUCACCUGGUUUAACAGACUAGCACCAUGAUUUUUUUACCCGGGUUUCUACAUAUUCAAACCAUCAUGAAGUUAAUGUAUUACUUACUAAGUCGUAAAGGUAAACUCAAUGCUCUUGCUCUCUCUAUGCAAUAUCAAUAUGGCGCUUUGGGUAAUUAAGCUAGAGGUAGCUUUGCUGGCGGCUUACCGGUUUGAUCGUCCAGUACUAAUUAGAUGUUUCGGGCGUCGCGUAAACAGUAGGGCACCAUCACUCUUUCUCUUCAGGUAUUUGAAAACGCAUCCGAACGUUGAGUUUGUUGUUUCGGUUCAGGCGCAACUGACGAACAACAUUUACCAAGGAGUCGAAAUAAUCAAUCGCAAACGCGAAAAACAAGCUUACAAAAAAUAUCUGAAGACGGGAAAUCCAGCUGACAAAAAGUUCAGUGGUGUGCACUUCUGUUAAGGCUUCGCGUAAUCCAUCUCGUGGAGCAUCCUGGGUAGGCUUUUCAAGGGGAACAAGGUGGUCUCAGGAUGAGGAUCGAGAUGGAUCCGGGUAAAAAGCGCUAAUUCUGCCUAAGUCUCACCGAUCCUCCUUCUCAGAACAAUUUCUUCAUUCGGGGAUUGAAACAGAUCCAAGCUCAUUCCGGUCCACGUGACAAAGAGCACUUCAUCCACAUCGAUAUGCCUCACGCAGGACAAGCCUUCAUGGGUCUGGGACAUCCGCAGUACCCGCAGAACCUUCUCUCUUCGCCUCAAGUACAAGCUGGUGGACAGUUAUGUUGACUACCAGUUGGUGUUGUCGUGGUUGAAUAAGUAGAUCAUGUAGAAGACGUCGUCAUCGUCGUUUGCUUCUCGUACAACUAGUUUCGCAAAAUGACUAAGUCCUCGGGGAUGCAACGACGUUCAGAGUUUGAAUUUGAAUUUGAUAAUAUCUCCUUUCAGAUAAUCUGGCGAAUUCUGUAGAGUGUUUCAUCUUGUUUUCCUCCUCCCCUUUGUUCUCCUCCUAUCGGUUUCUAGAGUUCGUCCUCCUCCUUCUCCUUCUUUGCUUUCUUCUAAUCACUGUUGCCGCCAACGCUGUGAUGAAAGACAAGGCGUUGAUUGACAAGGCCAUGGCUGAAGCCGAGAACGAAGAGUACCAGUUCAUUGAUCGCCGAACGCCAGCCAACGUCGCUUACUACAAGGGCAUGUUCAACAACCGCAUGAUCAAGACGUUUCGCUUCACAGAUGGGCCUAUUCGUACCGAAUUCCAGAAGGCUGUGGACGACUACUACUACAAAUACCCGGAUGGAGUGCCAAGCCGAAACGCAGCGUUGGUCUUGCCGAACAUCAAAAACGUCAACAUGAACAAAGAGGCCGUACUCCAUUUGUUUUCUCACUAUCUUCAUAGAGACGAUGACGAUCGUGAAGAUUGCUGUCAAGUGAAUGAAUUGCAUGUAUCAACAAGUGAAGGAAGAACUGCAUGGAGUUUUUCUUCUUCAAUAUUACGUUUUUUCCAACUGACAAAGACAAUCCUUUUAAUAGGAGGUUUUUACUCUUACCAAUACCAUUACCAAUAUCAAUAACCCCUAUGUAUUCCACGACACACUCACACAGCAACGCAUCGACAUCGGCGCUGACGAGCAUGUUGCGGCAGUGAUGUUGGGAGGACAGGCGGCUGUUGCAGCUACCAAGCACUACGUUAUGGGUGAAGCUAUGCGUUGGGUCAGCGUCGAUGCCAAUGGAAACUUCGACACAACCAAGAGCUGCCAGAAAGUCACGAUCUUCGCCUUCUGCGUCAAGAACGAAAAACUGAUCAACGAGGUGAUGGAAAUCAGCAAGACUCUUGGCGACCAGGCUAAGGAUGGACAUCGCAGUCGUAUCCGCAUCUUUGCGCUUGGGCUGCAGGACAGUGACGUGAUCGCACCGAUUUUCCAACGAGCGCAGAAUGUCUACAUUCGAUCAGGUACAACUUUUGCAGCUGCUGUGGAAUACAGUUGACUCGUGGUGGUCUAUGAAGAUGUUGUAAUUUAGUUGAAAAUUUAUUAUCAGGUGGCGUAGGUCAGGAUCGACCUCUUCUUUUCUAAUUUCCUAUUAUCAACCUACUUAGGUGGCAUGCAAAUUUUCGAGGCACGCUCUUUGGUGAUGGGCUCCAAGGUUACGAUCCAUUCUGAUCGCCCCUUGAUUGUCACGGAGAAAACGAGAGAUGGCCACCCUUACAAGUUCUGCACGCGGGGUACUAUUUUAGUUUCUAUGCUACGAACAUAGUCGUAUGCGUAUCGGACAACUAGGAGAUCUGUAACAUAACCUAUUUAUUCCACAGUCGUAGGCCAUAGACAAGCCUAUCAAUCUUGCCGAAGCCAUUGAAAAUGAAAUCUCUAUCUUUCCUAGGUAUGCUCUCUCACGAAAUGGGAAACGCAGCUUGGUUGUUGGAAUCCCUGGGACAGGCGAUGUUGAUCUGUACCUACGACGGAAACGACCGCCAGUGCUUCGAGGUGCAACCGAGUGGAGAACGUUUGGAGUAUGAGAAAUUCGUCCAAACAGAAGCCGACUCGGCAUUCUACGAUCCGGUGGAGAAAAAAUACAAAUGGGCUUCGUGCAUCUACGUGCCAGGGAAGCAUCUCGCAGCCAAGAACAUGAAGGCGCACAAACCGGAAGUAACUCGAUGCCCACCGUAAGCAAAAGGUACAAGAGGACGUAUGUCCCGGCGUAGGAUGGAAGGGACAGAGGAGGUAGUUGUCUCCUCUACCCUAUAGAAGGUAGAAGGGCGACUGAGGUAGGAUGGAAGGGACAGAGGAGGUGAUUGUUGCCUGUUGAACCCCAUAGAAGGAACCCUAAAGUGCCUGAUGGAGGUGGACGGAUCGGUUUUUAGAAAGGAAAGGGAACAUAAAAUGGUGAUGAUGAUUCUGACCCAGCACAAAAGAAUUGAGUAAAUACGACAAUCGAAUGAACUUCAUAUCUUAGAGACACUAAAUUGAGCAGGAGCAGAGGUAUAAUAGAAUCGAAUGAACUUCAUAUCUUAGAGACACUAAAUUGAGCAGGAGCAGAGGUAUAAUAGAAUCGAAUGAACUUCAUAUCUUAGAGACACUAAAUCGAGCACAGGUAUAGAAUCAAAUGAACUUCAUAUCUUAGAGACACUAAAUUGACGGUAUCUACACAAUGAAAUGCAAUUAUUGAUAUCUUGGAGACACGACUAGAUCAAAACCUCGAAGCCUUAUUUUUGGUUUGGUCACUUGCGCAUGUUGUAUAAGAAAUUGUUACCCGCAAAAGAUACGAUCAUUAUAAAUAUAUAGUAGUUUUUGGAAAAUACAAAUUAUAGAUGCACCAUGACAAUGACUACAUUGGAACCGCAUGAUGAUGUCCUAGCUUCAGACGACCCCAGAUCUUCACAAUUAAUAACUUGAAUAGCUUUAAGUAAGUAGCACUAGCAUAUCAACCUGCUUAACCACGACUUAGUCAGCACUAGCCUAUGAAUAUGAAGAUGUCAUAGUCAACUCACUUAACAUAGACUUACUAUUUAACGCGUACUCUACUAUCGUCGGGAUUGUUUGUGUAUAUAAAUCGGACUAAUGCAUAGGCUGGUUGAUUCAAAGUGUUAAUAACAGGCAUCUGAAGAGAUACGAGCAUGAUCACUUUAACUCUAGUUUUAGACAAAUAAAUGGCACGGUGCUUCUUUCGCUUCCGUGUUAUUUCCAUGAAAUGAAUGCUAGAUAGCUAGUACCCCGACUCUACUAUUUAAUGAAUGCUUGUAGAUCAGUUCUUACAAAAUGAUACCGUAAUGAGCAUAUUCUUAUUCAGACACACAGGAGUACGCGACGAGUGCAUAAUGGAUCGACACAGGCAUAGUCCAAAAAAGAAGUACAUAGCACCUUUUAUAAAUAAGGUGAAGCAUUAGGUCCAGCGACGCUUAAAGCACAUAAGUAAAGCAACCGGUUCGUUUCCCCUCUGAGUCUUAUGCUUCUCCCUUCAUGCAAUACAUAGCACCAGAAAUACAAGUAGUUGAUUCGAAUUCACUUUCUAACUCUCACGUCAAUAACCAAAACGUGAAGGCUGCUGAUGAAUGCUUUCUAUUUACCAAGUAAUCAUACACAUACUACUUCGUAGGCCAUAAUUGGAAGCUGAAGAUUCGACUGUAAGAGAAUCAAAAUCUGUUGGAUCGGCGAAUGACAGCUGGUUGACGCUCGCGCGAUAUGGCCACGCAAGUGGUUGCGACCAGCUUUCCUACCAUUGUGAUUCAUUAGCAGCAGCAG
Molecule: messenger RNA, 5890 nt
Organism: Amoebophrya sp. A25
Lineage: Eukaryota; Dinophyceae; Syndiniales; Amoebophryaceae
Source: the annotation of a GenBank genome assembly